Planococcus citri (citrus mealybug) is the source of this 880-nucleotide messenger RNA. RefSeq lists its product as uncharacterized. NCBI's taxonomy places the organism in Eukaryota, Metazoa, Arthropoda, Insecta, Hemiptera, Pseudococcidae. The coding region runs from base 154 to 582 and encodes 142 amino acids. The record is from RefSeq and is a predicted model, not a curated record. The transcript has 5 exons.
UUUAUCCUCGAGUGAGUGCUAACGAAGUUUUAGUUGCUGGUUGUAGUAUUGUUCAUGCUGUUUACAGCGUUAUUAUUAUCUUGAAAAGAAUCAUCAUAAUACUUUGUUAAUGGUUCGUUACAAACAUCAUAAUUUUAAUUAAAAACCGAAGAAAUGCGAAUGCGUACUUUGGAAAAAGGAUUUGGCAAUUGUUCGUUGCGUACGUCCGCUUUGAUAUGUUUGGCUGUGAUUUCAGGUUUUGGUGUUCUCUCAAUCCUAGGAGUAGUCUUUGGUUAUGGCUAUGAAACGACACUUUUCACAAGGAUACUGAAUUUCCUUUUCGAAACUUCGGUGACAGCAGUGUUCAUUUAUACCUUCUGCACCCUGCUCAAGGAUGAAUCUUCUAUGCUACAACUAAAGGUCGCCUUCUUUGUACUGUGUGUUGAUAUCGGUAUCACUGUUUUGGGUUUAAUUACAUCGGUUUUCACUUUAUUCAUAUUUUUGAUUUUCAUUCUUAUUUAUCAGGCUUUCAAAUGUUACGCUGCUUGGAUCUUGUACAGUUAUUGGAUCGACUUGAAACCGCCUGUAUCUGUCAAUGCUUGAAUCAAUAAAGUGUUCUUAUUAAGUCUAACAGGCUGUGGUUUAACUUAUGUAUGUACGUAUAAUUUUAUUUUUAAACCUGUAGAUUUUUUGUAUUUCGUAGAAACCAUAAGGAAAACCUACUUGUCGAUUUUUAUGAUUGUUUUUUUUUUGAAUGAAAUUUUCAAUUUUUUUAUUUUCUUUUACAUUUUUAAGAAUGUGAUAGAAACUGAAGUUAUACGGUGGCAGUUUUGUUUAGAUUUCACUUUCCUAUUUUUUUUUUUUUUUAAUUGAAACGAUGGUAGCAAUUUUGUGUUGGUAG